AUGGUCAAUGACGAUGACGGCGAUGGCAGCAAUGGAAAUGAUGGUGAUGGCACCCAUAGAUAUCAAGCUCGACGCACUUCUCAAAGCUCAACUCCUACUCCAACUCAAAGUAAUAAUAGUGGUGGUUUAACACCAUCUGAUGGACGAGGUGAUGAUGGUGAUGAUGAAGGCACUUCUCACGAUGACGGUGGUGGUGGUAGCGGUGACAAUGACGGUGAUGGCGGUGAUGGUACUAGUUUUGGUGCAGGAAGUGAAGAUUUUAUUGAAGGAUUUGGAUUAUGUGAUGUUGGGGAACAUUAUAAUAUUAGAGAACCUGUUGCACCUUUACCCCAACUACCUAGGAGGUUUCGUGGUAGUGAUACACGUAGGGAUGAAAGAAGAAUAAGAAAUGGUGUGGAUAAUUCUGAAUGGCUAGAUUUGGUCUCAGAUGAUGAUGGUGGUGGUGGCAAUGACAGCAAUGGCGAUGGCGGCGAUGGCAGCGAUGGAAAUGAUGGUGAUGGCACCCAUAGAUAUCAAGCUCGACGCACUUCUCAAAGCUCAACUCCUACUCCAACUCAAAGUGAUAAUAGUGGUGGUUUAACACCAUCUGAUGGAGGAGGUGAUGAUGGUGAUGAUGAAGGCACUUCUCACGAUGACGGUGGUGGUGGUAGCGGUGACAAUGGCGGUGAUGGCGGUGAUGGUACUAGUUUUGGUGCAGGAAGUGAAGAUUUUAUUGGAGGAUUUGGAUUAUGUGAUGUUGGGGAACAUUAUGAUAUUGGAGAACCUGUUGCACCUUUACCCCAACUACCUAGGAGGUUUUGUGGUAAUGAUACAUGUAGGAACGAAAGAAGAAUAAGAAAUAGAGAACAACAGCUUGAUUCAUCUGAUAAUAGCCAUAGUUAUCCAUAUCACCCUUACCCAUCCUAUAGCAGUGAUAACCAGAGCUAUCCUUAUCCACCUCAAUAA
This is a messenger RNA of Camellia sinensis, 945 nucleotides long. The record is from RefSeq and is a predicted model, not a curated record. Lineage: Eukaryota; Viridiplantae; Streptophyta; Magnoliopsida; Ericales; Theaceae.